GUCUUUGAUUGCUAAGUUACAUGCCUCACGCUUCUAUGACCCCGAUUAAGUAGCCCCUGCUCAUGCGCACCAAGGCCGCCAUCGCCCGGCUGCGGGCCUACCGGCCGCCGCCAUUCCCUCUGUGGGACCGCCUCCCGCUGAGCCGCCGCGCUGCCGUGUUGUUGUUGCUGUACGCCGACCGGAGAGGCGACCUGCGCGCUGUCAUCACCAUGCGCGCCGCCAGUCUGCGCAGUUUCUCAGGCCACGCGGCCCUCCCAGGAGGCAAAGCUGACACCCUGGAUGAAACUCCAUACCAAAUUGCCCGCCGCGAAGCUUGGGAAGAAAUCGGCCUCCCCAUGGACGACACCAAGCUCCCAGCGCCCUUCCGCAUCGAACAUCUCUGCUACCUGCCCAUGAACCUCGCGCGUACCGAACUCGUGGUCCGGCCCUGCGUUGCCCUCCUCCACACUGCCGAGGCCCCGAUCCCACUCGGCUCCGCCUCGCCCGCCCCGUCUCCAACAGCCGAGGAAUCCCUCAUUCCGCGGCUCGACGCCAAGGAGGUGGCCGCCGUCUUCUCGGCGCCGUUCCACGGCUUUCUGAAAAGCACCGACGAGCAACCCUCUCCUCCUCCAGGGGCCAAGCAGCAACAACAACAGAAACAGCUUCCACCAGGCCAUUGGUACGAGGGCCACUGGACGCAGUGGCACGACAAGCCGUGGCGGGUGCACUUCUUCUACGUGCCCGUGACGAACCAGCGCGUCGUCAAGCCCAAGGUGAGGGAGGGCGGGCUGGCUGCGCUGUCGGAGGACGAGUCGGAGGCGGGCGAGGACGGGGCCGAGAGCAGGAGGUACAAGGUCUGGGGGAUGACGGCCCGGAUCCUGGUCGACGCGGCGACGAUCGCGUACGGGGAGGAGCCCGAGUUCGAGCACAACACGCAUUUUGGGGACGAGGCCCUCAUUGAGGCGCUCGCGAAGCAGGGCAGAAUGGGCGAGAAGAAGCGGCAAGAGAGCGCGCCGAUGUCGCAGGGUUCGAAGCGCGCUACUGAGGCGGUGAAGGGGUUUGAAGGGAAGAAGGGGGAAGGGAGCAAGAUGUAACGGCAGCAUUUCGGGUGGAUAGAGGGAUGUUUGGGAUAUCUAUUAGGCCGUACAUGGGGCAAGCUCUCAUCCCUCCCGGCAUGGCCGGUUGCUGCGUCCAUUCUUCCGCCUAAUGGCAAGCAGUCUCCUUCGUCGCCGGAGUGCGCCCACCAAACAUCAGGUAUCCCAGCCCAGCGCCCACCGACACGGCGAUCAUGACCCAGCCGUUGUACGUCAUGAAGAUGAGCCUGAUCGCGUCAGACACUCUCGUCAGCCGGGGUUGA
Thermothielavioides terrestris NRRL 8126 is the source of this 1336-nucleotide messenger RNA. RefSeq lists its product as uncharacterized. The coding region runs from base 63 to 1073 and encodes 336 amino acids. The record is from RefSeq and is a predicted model, not a curated record. Gene Ontology annotation, biological process: coenzyme A catabolic process. NCBI's taxonomy places the organism in Eukaryota, Fungi, Ascomycota, Sordariomycetes, Sordariales, Chaetomiaceae. Gene Ontology annotation, molecular function: coenzyme A diphosphatase activity; acetyl-CoA hydrolase activity. The transcript has 3 exons.